CCGAAACGCCGGGAGGGAGCGCAGAGCAGCGUGUGCACCCGCCGGACCAGAAUCCUUUUGUUUGGACACAUCUGUGGUAGAGCACAGUAGAGCACCCUUGAGUUCCACUCACCUGCCCCCUACUCCUUCAGGGAUGGAGGCAAUGGCAGCCAGCACUUCCCUGCCUGACCCCAGUGACUUUGACCGGAAUGUACCUCGGAUCUGUGGCGUGUGCGGAGACCGAGCCACAGGCUUUCACUUCAAUGCUAUGACCUGUGAAGGCUGCAAAGGCUUCUUCCGUCGUAGCAUGAAACGGAAGGCACUGUUCACCUGUCCCUUCAACGGGGACUGUCGCAUCACCAAAGACAAUCGGCGCCACUGCCAGGCCUGUCGACUCAAACGCUGUGUGGACAUUGGCAUGAUGAAAGAGUUCAUCCUGACAGAUGAGGAGGUGCAGCGCAAACGAGAGAUGAUCCUGAAGCGGAAGGAGGAAGAGGCCUUGAAAGACAGCCUACGGCCCAAGCUGUCGGAGGAACAACAGCAUAUCAUAGCCAUUCUGCUGGAAGCCCACCAUAAGACCUAUGACCCCAGCUACGCCGACUUCGGCCAGUUCCGGCCUCCAGUUCGUUUGGAUACGAGUGAAGGGAGCCAUUCUCCAAGGUCUACAUCUAGCCUCUCCAAAGACUCAUCCUUCUCUACUGGUGUAGAUCUCUACACCUCCUCUCUAGACAUUAUGGAGCCCUCCAACUUCUACCUGGAUUUGAAUGAAGAAGACCCAGAUGACCCCUCGGUGACACUGGGCCUGUCCCAGCUCUCCAUGUUGCCCCAUUUGGCUGAUCUGGUCAGUUACAGUAUCCAAAAGGUCAUUGGCUUUGCCAAGAUGAUCCCAGGAUUCAGGGAUCUCACCGCUGACGACCAAAUCGUGCUGCUGAAGUCCAGUGCCAUCGAGGUGAUCAUGUUGCGCUCUAACCAGUCCUUCAGCAUGGAUGACAUGACCUGGGACUGUGGCAGCCAGGACUACAAAUACGAUGUGACUGAUGUGACCAAAGCGGGACACAACCAGGAGCUGAUUGAGCCCCUCAUCAAGUUCCAGGUGGGGUUGAAGAAGCUGAACUUGCACGAGGAGGAACAUGUCCUGCUCAUGGCCAUCUGCAUUGUCUCCCCAGACCGACCUGGAGUACAGGACCGCAAGCUGAUUGAAGCCAUCCAGGACCGUCUGUCCAACACACUGCAGACCUACAUCCGCUGCCGCCACCCACCCCCGGGCAGCCACCUGCUCUAUGCCAAGAUGAUCCAGAAGCUGGCCGACCUGCGCAGCCUCAAUGAGGAGCACUCUAAGCAGUACCGCUGCCUCUCCUUCCAGCCCGGGAGCAGCACGAAGCUCACACCCCUUGUGCUUGAGGUGUUUGGCAAUGAGAUCUCCUGACCAGGCUGGCCUGCAGUGGGGCCUGGGUAGGGGUCCUCUUCCAGGGGCCCUAAUGCCCAAGCCUUGAGGGGCACCUCCCACCCCUUCUGUCAUCGCUCCCCUCCACCUGGCCCAGUCUAAUUCCAAGUCCCCUUUUCUUGGAGGCCACAGGCUGUCCUUUGUUCCUUGAGAUCUCAGUCAUAAGAGCUUGUUGUUUAUUUGACCAAGAAACUCAUGUGGGCGCGGAGGGCAGAGGCUGGAGAGUGGAGGCAGAGCCUCGCCCCAGGACACCCUACCACCACCCCUUCGGUUGGCUGCUCACUGGUGCUGAGAGAAGGUAGGCAGGAGAAAUGUGCCCCAUUUCUCAGGAACUGGGAUACCUGUACUCCCCCCAGCUCCAGACCCACCCCUCCAGCAUCUGGUAGGGAUCCCCUUGCCCCUGCCCCAAUUCCCUCCCUCCCUCCCUCCCGACACCUCAUUUCAUCUUUCCCUGCUGCCAGUCUGAGUUGGUGUCCCAGCUCAGUGGACCCCACACAGUACACUCUCCUCUGCCUGUCUUCAUAUCCCUGAUCCCUGAUAGUCCAGGGCAACCAAGCACAAGAGAAUGAGGGUGGUGCUCCUCCCCAUGUCCAGCCUCCCUGACUGAAGGAUGCAUGUCUAGCUCCACCAUGCUACCUUCCUCCUCUUGUCAUGGUCUUUGGUUCACAGGCAGCAGCUCCUCCGGUACAGGGGGAGACCCCAGGAAGGUGACUUGCUAGGCCCAGGCAAUGGAGAGCAGAUAAAAACCACCACAACAGAUGGUAGCUCCUCUACUGUCCCUGUCACAAAGCCCAGAGCUCCUGGGCUUGAAUCAAAGGGUUGGAUUGGACACAGCUCCUCUCCCAGCCGCUCAUGUGGCCAGACUCAAGUUACCCUUGGGUUGCAAGGGUAACUUUUCUCCUCACCCUGACAGUGCCCUACUCCCUUUCCCCCUCCACCCCCCCCCUCCUCUUUGGCCCCUUCAGGGCUUUUCACCACUGAUGACCAAGAGUGAGCCAGAAGUCAGCCCAGUGUCCCCCCCCCACUGCACCCCCAUACAGAGCAGCCAUUGCCCCUCCUUCUUGCUUCCCUGUGGGCCUUCCACCUCUCCUCCUGGCUGAGUGGAUGGAGAACUUGUAGCUGCCCAGAUGUGUGUCCACGCCUACUGUUGAUCUCAUUGGUCAUCUCACUGUAGAGACAGAAGGGGUCCAGCCCUGGGAUUAGAGGCAGCUAGCUGGAGUAUGCCAGGGGAGUGCGGUGAUUUGGUCUAGUUCUCACUGUACCACCCCCAAAGUAAAAGGGAGGGUCUGUGAAGCAGGCAAGGAAAACGUCCACCCAAUUCCAUUUCCCCCUCAGUAGUCAUCCUGCUGUGGAGAGGGCAGCCCUCACCUACUCAGCCCUGGUGAGCCCCUGGCUGAGCAUGGGUUGCAGGGAUGGGGGCAUCUGUACAGAGGGGAUUCUCCCAGAAAGACCCACGGAUCAUCCUCAAGGUGACUGGUUGAGCCAGGCACUGGUGGUACGCGACUGUAACCAUAGCUACUCAGGCUGAGAUCUGAGGAUUGUGGUUUGA
Dipodomys spectabilis (banner-tailed kangaroo rat) is the source of this 2972-nucleotide messenger RNA. It is a transcript of the gene Vdr, whose product is annotated as vitamin D receptor. The coding region runs from base 134 to 1405 and encodes 423 amino acids. The transcript is spliced from 10 exons. The record is from RefSeq and is a predicted model, not a curated record. Gene Ontology annotation, biological process: positive regulation of transcription by RNA polymerase II; negative regulation of transcription by RNA polymerase II; multicellular organism development. NCBI's taxonomy places the organism in Eukaryota, Metazoa, Chordata, Mammalia, Rodentia, Heteromyidae. Gene Ontology annotation, cellular component: nucleus. Gene Ontology annotation, molecular function: zinc ion binding; vitamin D response element binding; nuclear receptor activity.